Papaver somniferum (opium poppy) is the source of this 831-nucleotide messenger RNA. Its product is annotated as protein FAR1-RELATED SEQUENCE 5-like. Lineage: Eukaryota; Viridiplantae; Streptophyta; Magnoliopsida; Ranunculales; Papaveraceae. The transcript has a single exon. Bases 1 to 831 code for a protein of 276 amino acids. Gene Ontology annotation, biological process: regulation of DNA-templated transcription. The record is from RefSeq and is a predicted model, not a curated record.
AUGAAGAAAGAAAAUCCAGAUUUUAUGUAUGAAGUACAAGUGGAUGAAAACGACCAAGCAUGCAACUUAUUUUGGAAAGAUGCAAAGGCAAGAAUAGAUUAUGAAUUUUUCGGAAAUGUUGUUUGUUUUGAUACCACAUUUAUGACUAAUAGAUACGGCAUGCCAUGUGCACAAUUUGUAGGUGUUAAUUAUCAUGGAAUGUCUAUGUUAUUUGGGAUGGCCUUACUUGUAGAUGAAACAACAGAAUCAUUUGUUUGGGCGUUCCAAUCAUUUCUUAGUGCAAUGUCCGAAAAACAUCCAAAAAAUAUUUUUUCAGACCAAGCCCAAGCAAUUAGUAAUGCUAUAGAGCAAGUUAUGCCAGAUACACAUCAUCGUUUGUGUUUGUGGCACAUAUAUCAGAAUGCAACGAAGCAUCUCUCUCACGUUUAUGCAGCUAAUACAGAUUUCGAAAAAGAUUUUCAAAGUUGCAUGUACAAUGCUGAGACUGAAGAAGAGUUUGAGACACUUUGGGUUUCUAUGAUUACAAAGUACUCUUUGUCUGAAAACGAAUGGUUAACCAACUUGUAUUCUUUACGAAACGGGCUCCUGUGUAUGGAAGCGAAUUUUUGUGCAGGAAUGACAUCAACACAAAGAAGUGAAAGUGUUUAUAGUUUUGUUAAGGGUUAUGUGAACUCCAGCCUCCGCAUAAAUGUUUUUAUAACGCAAUAUGAGAAAGCGACUAUGAAUUGGAGGGAGAAAGAGCUUCAAGCAGAUUAUCGCUGUAAGCAAAUUACUAAACAUAUUUUAGUAUCUGCAGUAUCUUUCGAAAGGCAAGCAUUCAAGGUACGGUAA